AUGUCCUGCACUAAUUUUAAGCAGGAUGGCCACGUUUAUAGAUGUAUUUUGCGGCACCCACUUGUUGCACAACUUAGGGUGCUGGAUAACGUAGCAGAGGGAAAGGUGACGAAGGAGCUGAACGAGAUUCAGGCUCGUGGUGGGCCAGCAGAGAUGGAAGUACUACAUCUUGCACACCUUGCUUUGGACAUGACGAAUGCUCUGCCACACGGGAACGACAGGGCAAAAAAGCAACUAAGUUGGUACAAUGGCGUCAGGCGAACCCAGCUGCUUGGUGACCGUUUGCUGCUCUUUCCCGAGGACCCAACAUGGGCAAUGGACGAUGGGCUAUUCAAGCGCGAUGGCCCAGACGCCAUGUAA
Molecule: messenger RNA, 360 nt
Organism: Plenodomus lingam JN3
Lineage: Eukaryota; Fungi; Ascomycota; Dothideomycetes; Pleosporales; Leptosphaeriaceae
Source: RefSeq, a predicted model, not a curated record